Arabis nemorensis is the source of this 501-nucleotide messenger RNA. NCBI's taxonomy places the organism in Eukaryota, Viridiplantae, Streptophyta, Magnoliopsida, Brassicales, Brassicaceae. The record is from the annotation of a GenBank genome assembly.
AUGGAGGAACUGGUCAUUGCACCACCGCCAGUUCGGCAGAGGAAACGGCCGCACAACUUAGUUGAUUCUUCUGAAGACGAUGACGCGUCCCAACAUGGGAAGGAACUUACCAUGCGGCAAGCACCAACACCUCUCGAAACCGACUCCGCUCUCCAGCCAGCCGAGGCAGAUUUACUAACAGAGACACAUCCGCCAGCCGAGGCGAAUCCGCCAGCCAAGGCGAAUCCACCAGCCAGACCCACCCCUCCGACGGAUUUACUUGAGUCUGAUAAGACUGUCACUGCAACCAAAGUGGCAACAGACCCUGCCAAGCAGUAUGAAUUUCCAGCUAUGGAUACUGACCCGGUGGACAACCUCGACAUUCCUCGCGUUCCUGUCAGAGAAAGCAUUAACAAGAAUUUCGCACCGCACCGCGAUACGACAGCGAUCAACGACAAGCCCCCACCAUUGGCUGAAGAUACUCCCAUGGAGCUGGCUCGGCGCCAUACGAGAAUGCAUUGA